AUGAAGCAGAAACUUAUCAUCAGUCUUCUGAGCAUUCUAUCUGCUAUAACAAUAUAUUUGCCAGAUGAAGUGACAUCAUUUCAACUUUGUCCUGAACAUGGUUCAACAGAUUUAUCUACAAUAAUUAAUUAUCCAAAUGAAAAAUUUUGCAAUGUUUAUCAUAGAUGUAAUUGUACAAGUACAGAAUGUUAUGCUGUUGAAUCUCAUGUUUGUCCUAUGGCAAAAGUUUAUUCAAAAACUAAAGAAACCUGUUUAGAUAUUGAAGAAGAAAGUUGUGGAACAACUUAUGUUCAAUGGGUACAAACUCAUAGUAGUAAAACUGAUAAUAGCAAAGAUGAAGUUGCUAUAAUGAUAUCAGAUUCUCUUCUUCCAUCAACAUCAAAUAAUGAUUUUGAAUGUGAACAAGAUCAACCGGGCAAAUUUAGCGAUCCAAAUAUUUGUAAUAUGUUUCAUGUUUGUAUUAGUCGAAAUGAUAAAAUAGUUGAUCAACCAUUUAUGUGUCCAUUUCCUGCGAUAUUUAAAACUGGUCCAUCAGGCAAUAUGUAUUGUGCUCAUCCAGAAUCUGAUGAUUGUAAAGGAAAAGUUUUCUUUCGUUCAGCAGAAGGUUCAACAACAAUGACUACAGAUAAUAAUGAUUCACUUAGUUAUCUUUUACCAAAAAAUACACUUAUGCUUGAUAAAUGUUUACAAUCAGGUUUAUAUGCUGAUAGUCUUUAUUGUAAUGCCUAUCAUAAAUGUACAAUAAAUGGUGAAGAUGAACAAUAUUUAUGUGAAAAUCAAUUACUUUUCAAUCCCGAAUCAAAUAUUUGUGAUUAUCCAAUUAAUGUUGUUUGUGGAGGUAAAGGUUUACUUCGUCGUCCAAUAGAUUUUUCAAAUGGUACAAUUAUAAAUUCAUCUUCUAUAAUGGUUUAUGGAACUGAACUUCAUCCUGAAUGUCCAUCGGAUGUUUCAAAUGUUUUAAUUGCUGAUAAAAAUUAUUGUAAUAUUUUUUAUCAUUGUCAAUCAGGUCAUGGUUCAGUUUAUAUGUGUCGUGAUGGCACAGCUUAUGAUUCAACAAUUCAAAAACGUGUUGGUUCAUGUCGUUUAGAAGAAUUUGUUGAUUGUGGUCAACGUUUAAUAUUAACAUCACAUGGUAAACGUUUACCAAUAAAUUCUAAAAAAGAAAAUUUAAAUAGAAAUCAAUAUGAUAUUGAAACAAAUGAAAAAAGAUCACCAUUAGGAAAAAGUUUACAAACAAGAUAUUCAAAUUUUAUUUUAUUACCACCAGCAAUGCAAAAUCAAAAAGUUAUUGUUAAUGUUCCAUUUGAUUGUAAAGGACAUAUUGAUGGUCAUUGGCGUGAUUUACGUUAUUGUGAUGUAUUUCAUGCUUGUCUUGCUGGUGAACAAAAACGUUCUUAUGGUUGUAAUCAAAUAGGUGAAAGAUUUUAUUUUGAUGAUACAUCACAAAAAUGUGAAUUUGCAAGCCGAAAUUUAAAUGGUUGUCAAUCAAAUCAAUAUUUUACAGCUAUUGAACCAAUACCAUCUGUACCUGGUUCACAAUUAAGUACAGAAGCACCAACUGAACCAUGGAAAGUCUUUAUUCAAUCACGUGAACAGUUUACUUGUUCAGGUACUAUUGGCAAACAGGAUGGUUUUUAUGCAAGUCGUUGGUGUAAUGUAUUUUAUCGAUGUUAUACAGGCAUAUCAAAUGCUUUUCUAUGUCCAAAAAUGCCAAGUGGUGCUCGUUUAUGGUGGGUACAACAUGGUUCACCACAAAGUGUUGCACAAGAAACAGCUGCAUGUACAUGGCCAUGUGAAACCGGUCGACGAUGUUCAAGUUCAGGUGGUAUUAUUGUUGAUUCAGGUUCAACAAUAAGUGAAAGUCAACAAGAAGCUGAAACUGUUUUUACUCAAUCACUUUGUACAACUGCAUCAUCAGGUGGAUCGGCAGGUGGUGGUUCUACAUCUUCAUCACCAGGUACUGAUAAAUUAACAAGAACAUUCUCUGUCGAUUCCGAUGUAAGCUGUGUUGGACAAGCCGAUGGUGUUUUUCUUAGCAGUCGUUAUUGUAAUGUAUUUCAUCGUUGUGUUAGUGGUAUUCGACGAGAUUUUCGUUGUCCACGUGCAACAAAUACUCCAUAUGAUCUUUGGUGGAGUCAACAAACUCAACAAUGUGAUUGGCCAUGUCGAAUACAAUGUUCGGGUUCUGUUUAUGGUACAUCAACAUCAUCUCAACAAGUUCGUACUGAAAAUGCUUUAUUAUUCAGUAAUGAAUGUGCUGGUUAUCAAAAUAAUGCAAAUAAUAUAUUUCUUAAUAAUCAAGCAAUAGUUUAUUCAUCAAAUUCUCAAGAAUCUGAUACAUUUCAUAGUUUAACAUCAAGAUUAAUUGAAAAUCCUGAUCCAAAUUUUAUUUGUAUACAAACUGGUAAAUUACCUAGUCGACGUUAUUGUAAUAUUUUUUAUGAAUGUUCAACAAUUGGUUUACCACCAAUACAAACAUUUGAAUGUCUAAAUAGUUUUUUUGAUCGUAGUCAAGGUUUAUGUAUAUCAAAAGAUCAAGUACCAUGUUUAGGUGGUAUAUAUCCAUAUGAUUCAAUACCAAUUGAUCGUAAUCCAGAUUCAUUACAAUGUUCAACAAAUUCAGGUUUUCAAUUACAUAUAUCAAGACAAUUUUGUAAUAUUUAUUAUUUAUGUGAUGGUACACAAACAACACCAACAACAUUUCGUUGUUUUGAUCGUCAAACACAAGAAGAAGGUAUUUAUGAUCCAUUUGCUGAACGUUGUGAUUCAAGACGAAAUUCAAAUUGUCAAAAUGCUAUUUUAAAUUUAAGUCAAACAAAAUUUCGUACAUUAUCAAUGGAUCAUUCACGUUUUCCAGAUUUAUCAAUAUUACCAUGUAAAUAUGAUCAAUCAUAUGUUAUUGAACAUGAACAAUAUUGUAAUUUAUAUCAUGUAUGUAAACAAGGUAAUUAUCAUUUAUAUGCUUGUAUAUCAAAUGCUAUUGAUAAUCAACCAACAUCAUAUUUCUAUCAACCAAAUGGACAAUGUGCAGCACCAUUAGCAACAUUAUGUCCAAAAACAAAAAGUGUUUUUAGUUAUGAACGUUUAUUAGCUCGUGCAAAUAGUGGUUUAUUUCAACCAUUUAUUAUGCCUGAAGAAAAACAACAAUAUAAUUUUGGUUCAAUACCAAUACAAGAACGUGUUGAACCUGUACCAAAAUGUCGUGAAAUGGAUAAUUAUAUUAUUCCACAUGAACGUUAUUGUAAUCUAUUUUAUGGUUGUAAAGAAGGUGAACUUAUAUUAUAUGCAUGUGUUGAUCGUUUAACUAAUACAUAUGGUGGAGUAUUUCAAUCAUCAACAGGAAAUUGUAUUGCAUUAAAUGAAUGUUUAACAAAUGAAUUUUUUCGACCAAAUGAAGUAACAACAUUACGUCCAAAUUCAGAUGUUUUAUUUCGUUCAUAUACAAUGCUUGAAACAUCAAAUGAAACACAAAAAAUAAAUGAAACACUUGAAAUAAAAAGUUCAUUUUCAUGUUUAAAUCAUUUUGAUGGUUAUUAUGAAUCUGAAUGGUGUAAUAUAUUUUAUCGUUGUUUUUCGGGUAAACUUUUUGCUGAACGUUGUCCAAUAGCUGGUAGUCAAUCAUCAUCAAAUUAUGAUCUUUGGUGGAGACAUCAACAUUCAACAUAUAAUACAACAAAUCCUCAAUAUAUUAGUGGUUUAGAUCAUUUGCUUAAAUGUGAAUGGCCAUGUAAAAUUCAAUGUAAAAAACCAAUAUGGAUAUCAAGAAAUAAUACAAAAGGAAGUGCUAAUGAAGUAUUAAAACAAGAUCAAGAACAAAGACCAGGUUGUUCAUUAGUUACGACUAAAAAAAUUGAACAUUCAAUACAAAUACCACAACAAAUGAUUAUGUAUUCUGAUAUACCAAAUCCAUCAAAUUAUUCAUGUCCAUUAUUUAUUGAAGGUAUUAAAAUUCGUAUGCCUGAUCCAAAAUAUUGUAAUGUUUUUUAUGAAUGUACUAAUACAAAACUUAUUGGAUCAUAUUUUUGUAUUGAAUCACAAUAUGAUCCAAUUGAAAAUGAUUGUGUACCAUUAACAAUAAAUAAUAAUUGUCCACCUGAACGACGUUAUACAUAUUCACGUUCACGUUUAGCUGCACAAUCAUCCAUCACAGCAUAUUAUGAAGCUGUUGAAGUACGAAGUGUUAAUCCAAGUGGUUAUGAAUGUAUUACUGAUGGUAUUCAUACAGAUCCAAUGUUUUGUAAUUUAUUUCAUGCAUGUUCGGGUCGUACACGACGAACAUUUCAAUGUCGUCAAACAGGUACAGAUGGUAUUAAUGAUGGAGUAUCAACAUUUGAUUUAAAUACAAAAAGUUGUACAAGAUUUUCAUCAUAUUCAUGCUCAACUUUACUUUAUAAUCAAGAAUUUGUUAUUUUACCUGUUAUGUUUAAACCUCCAACUGUUUCACCAUGUGGUAAACAAGGAUUUUUUCCUGUUUCUGAUGUAACAGCACAAUAUUGUAAUAUGUUUGCAUGGUGUCCAAAAGGACAUGGAGAAGCUAAAGUAUUUGAAUGUGUACCAUCCAUAAAUGGUGCACAUUUAGGUGCAUUUGAUAUGUCAAGACGUUCAUGUACAUCUCGUACAUCAUGUCCACAUGCACGUCAUUCAUCAAGAUAUAAUACAAGUUUAUUGGCCAUGACAUUAAGACCAAAAGUAGUUAGUAUUGGUAAACGUAAACAAUUUUCAUUAACAAGUACAAUGCUUGAAAAUGGAUAUAUUGCAUUGGGUACAGAUUUUCAAACAACAUUUUCAUGUCCAUUAGGUACAACGGGAUUUUUUUCAAAUCCAAAUUAUUGUGAUGUUUUUCAUUAUUGUUAUGAAACGGGUGAAUUAUCAUCAUUUGUUUGUGCAUCAAUGCCUAAUCGAUAUCAAUUAUGGUGGAGUCAUCAAAAUGAACAAGGUCGACCAGAUAAUAUUUUCUGUGAUUGGCCAUGUAAUUUACAUGGUGUUUAUGCUUGUCCAGCUCAUAAAUCAGUUCUUAUGCGUGAUAGACAACCAAGUGGUAAUAUUGCACAACAAGAAGUUAUUGAAGCUACAUGUUCAUCAGCUCAAGUACCAACUGCAGCUGUUCUUGUUAAUAGUUUCACACCAGAACCUGCUGGAAUGAUGACUCCGACAUUUUAUCCAGCACCUUCACCAAGUGUAAACAAUGUUCCACAAGCACCUUCUUUUGCUGGUUCAGGUAUCAGUUCAUCUGUACUUGGAUUUCAACCAUGUGCACCAUCGAAUGAAUGGUAUGUUAGUCAGCCAACAAUUCGAUGUAGUACAUCAUUUGCUGUAACUGGUUUUGCGCCUGAUCCAAAAGAUUGUUCGAAAUAUUAUGUUUGUGAUUCUUAUGUUGGACGUGAUGGAAUGGCAACAGGUAUUUUAAUGCAAUGUUUAGCUGGUUUAUGGUGGGAUCAACAACGACGUACAUGUGUACUUCCAUCUGAAGUUGCAUGUAAUCCAUAUAAUAUAAUUAAUUCACAAGGACAAGGUGCAAUUGUUGAUAAUAAUCCAAAUAUUAUGUAUCAACCAGCAAUACCAUCAUCAGUUCCUCUUCCAGCUUUUCCUACAACGCCAGGUGUUUCUUUUCCACAAACACAACCACAGCCAUCUGUUCAAGGUGGUUCAGGAUCAAAUGGAGCACCAUGUCGUGGUGUUCCACUAUGUAUUGAUGUUGGACUAAAUAUUCUUCAACAAAUGAAAGGCAUUCCUGGUCGUCCGGGAUGGUUUUAUAAAUGUGACAGUCAAUGUGCACUUGAAAUGCGUUGUCCACCAGGUUUAGUUUUUGAUGAUUUAUAUCAACGAUGUGAAUGGCCUGGUGCUGGUGGUGGUAUUCAAUUACCAAAUCAUCGUUUAAGUAGUUUAAGAAAUAAACAAGAUCAAAUAAUAAAUGAAAUGAAACAAAUGAAUUUUAUGACAACAAUAAAACAAAAAAUUUCAACAGUACCACCAUUAAACAAAGGAUAUAAAGUGGCCGAUCCAUAA
Molecule: messenger RNA, 6006 nt
Organism: Rotaria sp. Silwood2
Lineage: Eukaryota; Metazoa; Rotifera; Eurotatoria; Philodinida; Philodinidae
Source: the annotation of a GenBank genome assembly